This is a messenger RNA of Tympanuchus pallidicinctus (lesser prairie-chicken), 1403 nucleotides long. It is a transcript of the gene PDCD2L, whose product is annotated as programmed cell death 2 like. The record is from RefSeq and is a predicted model, not a curated record. The transcript is spliced from 8 exons. The coding region runs from base 33 to 1181 and encodes 382 amino acids. Gene Ontology annotation, cellular component: cytoplasm. Lineage: Eukaryota; Metazoa; Chordata; Aves; Galliformes; Phasianidae.
GCGGCCGCCGUAGGGCGUGGAGCGGCGCUGCCAUGGCGGCGGCAGGGCCGCCGGUGCUGCUGGGAGUCCGCGACGCCGCCAUGGCGGAGCCGUGCCGGGACGGCGGGCAGCCCCCGGGCUGGGCCACCAACAAGCUGGGCGGCCGCGCGGACGCGCUGCCCUCCGUGCGCCCGGGCUGCCCCCGCUGCGGGGCGUGCGGCGCGGCGCUGGCGCACCUGGUGCAGGUGUACUGCCCGCUGGGAGAGUCUCCCUUCCACCGCCUCGCCAACGUCUUCGCCUGCGCCGGCAGUGGCUGCCGGGGGCGGCCCCAGAGCUGGAAGGUGCUGCGCUCCCAGAGCUUGGAGGCACGAGGACGGGAGGCGCGGGGCUGCAGCUCGAAGCCGGCUGGUCAGAAAGAAGAGUGUAACUUUUCUGCAAAGGACUGGUGUGCUGAAGCAGACGACUGGGGAGGCUGCGACGGAGCAGAGUCUUACACAUCUGUCCUUCAGAUGUUGGGCCUCAACGCAGGGAUGAGCAGCUCUGCAUCUGGAGAAGCACAGUGUGUGUCACAGCUCCAAGAGCUUUGCUUGUCUGAAGCUGCAGAUGUGUCAGGUUCCCUAAAUACAGACCUCCUACCCAGGGAGGAGAUGGCGACGGCCACUUCGGCUCCCGUGUUCCACUCCUAUUACAUUAGUGUUGUGGAUGAGGCAGACUAUGCUGGUUUCCUUGAUACAGAUCAUGCAAAUAAAUUAUUGAAAGAGUAUCAGCAGAGAGAGGGUGUUGAUCUGGAACAUUUGGUGUCAGAAAGUUUUGCUGGUGAAGGUAAUAAUGAGAAGUAUGAGAAGAGUGAAGUUAGAAGUGGGGACCACACAUUCCAUAAGUUUAUGAAAAGAAUAUCUGUCUGUCCAGAGCAGAUUUUAAGAUACUCUUGGGGUGGUCAGCCUUUGUUCAUAACUUGUCCUCCAGCCAAUUUUGAUAGCAGUAUUCCAGCCUGCAAUAACUGUGGAAGCAACAGAAUAUUCGAGUUUCAGCUUAUGCCAGCACUGGUCAGCAUGCUGCGGGGUGAUGCAGAUCUGUCUGUGGAAUUUGGGACUGUUAUAGUUUAUACGUGUGAGCGGAGCUGUUGGCCAACAAAUAAUCAAAGCCCUCUGGAAGAGUUUGUAUUUGUACAAGAAGACCCUGACCAGAAAUUAUUUAAAUAAAUUAUGGGAAAUUCAAUGGGCAGUGGAUGAGAGCACCUUGCAGUCUUCCAGCAAUGAAGAUUUUCUGUAUGCUUUUACAGUGAGGGAUGUUACGUUUGCUUGACUAGACGAGUUCUGAUGGAGAUCACAUUGCAAUGAGUGGAGAAAAGGUGAGAGUUUCUGCUAGCAUUGUUCUUGCGGUUUUAAUGGAGUCUUAUUGGGGGCAUGAUUUAAGUAAGCAUC